Molecule: messenger RNA, 426 nt
Organism: Mucor velutinosus
Lineage: Eukaryota; Fungi; Mucoromycota; Mucoromycetes; Mucorales; Mucoraceae
Exons: 1
Coding region: 1-426 (141 amino acids)
Source: RefSeq, a predicted model, not a curated record
AUGACACUUCAAAAAGAAAUCCACAUUCCAUUUCUAAGUCAAGAUGAACAAAUCUUUUUAAACACCACAGCAACAUUUAGUCAGUACAGAAGAAUGUCGAAUCAAUCCCUGGUGGACCCAUCUAGCAGCAGCAGCCAUCAUCGACCAAGUCUAGAGAGCAAUCGCCUCAGCCAUAACAAGCGACAUCAAGUCGUUUCUGUUUCUUCAUUAUCGUCCUUUUUAUUCAAGAGAAGAGGCUCUUCUACAUCGUCCUUGGCUUCAUCAUCUUCUUCAUCCAUGGACUUGUCUUCUACAUGUCCGUCGUCCCUGGCUGAGGAUGACUACUUUCCCCCGCAAUCACCCAAAGCAAGAGAAUUGGAGUCGCUUAUUUUCGAACAACCACAAAGAACAGUGCGACUAAGCUUGACUCCACGUUGUGCAGUCUAA